Messenger RNA from Prorocentrum cordatum, 6852 nucleotides. The record is from the annotation of a GenBank genome assembly. Lineage: Eukaryota; Dinophyceae; Prorocentrales; Prorocentraceae.
AUGGCUGGGGGCAGCUCUGGCGGCGGGGCGCGCGGCGGAGGUGGCAGCGGCAAGUCGGGGACGUCAGGGGGGCCUGGCGGCGGGCCCCGCAGCGGCGAGCCUGGGGCCACGGGCAAGGCAGCUGCCAAGAGCCCCUGGUACUGCAAGUCGCGCAGUACGCCCGACGCCAGCAGGGGCUUCAGGAAGCUCAACUUCGGAGACCGCAUGCAGUGCAAGUGGUGCAACAUGCCGAAGAGCUCCCACUUCGGGGGGAAGCCGGCGCAGGCGGCGCCCCCGCGGAGCAACGCCGAGGUCAAGCUCGCCCAGGCGCUGGACGACCUCAAGAAGCUUAAGGCGGCGGCGGCCCAGCCUGAUGCGGGAGGAAGCUCUGCGCCUGGAGGCGGCGCGCCCACCUGGCGAGAAGACGCAGCGGCGGGGGGCGAGAAGCGCCAGCGCCUGGAGCAGCUGGACAAGCAGCUGGGCGAGAUUCGGCGCUGGGCUGACAUGGAGGACGACGGGGGCGACUUCGUGGAGGCCGCCCGCAGCGGGAAGGCCAAGCUCGAGGCGGAGCGAGAUCAGCUGCGCCAGGAAGUCUUCCAGGCCAAGCCCAAGGACGUGCAGCUCAAGAGCCUCGCGAACCAUAUCAAGGAGCUGGAGAAGCAGCAGGAGAAGGGCCGUGGGGAGAUGGUGGCAGUGGCAGCUCAGCAGAGGGAGCUUGACGACAAGGCCGAAGCGCUGCGCCUGGCGGACGCCGAGAGGGGGGCGAAGUUGGCCGAGCUCAGGGCGGAGCAGGCUCGCACGCUGGGCAAGUUGGCUCAGCCUCCUGCUGAGCUGCGCAGUGGCAUGGAGGGGGAGAUCGAGGUCGAGGGCCUCGAGGUAUCCGCCAACUUCCUGGGAAAGAUGCUGGGCUCGAUCGGGGUCGAAGGGGCUCUGCAUGCGUCGCUGCUGGAGCCGGCGACCAAGCGUGCCCCGAUCCCCGGGGAAGGAGACCCUGCAGGCGGAGAAGCCAUGGGCGAUGAGGAGCUGGACGUUGACACGCAGCUCAACUUCCUCACGAAGCCUCCCCCCCGCACGGACUUCACCUUCGGCGACUCGCUGGAGGGGGGCGACCAGGUCUUCGUGGAGCUCGGCCGCCCCGUCUGCCAUGAGGGCUGCAGGGGAGGCUGCUGCCUGGCCACCGCCAACGUGCCGUCGCGGGGUCCCCUGAGCGAGUACCUCCUUCAGGCGGAUGGACAGACGACCCUGGCGCUGGCCGUGCAGGAGCACCACUGUGCGGCAAGCGCCCUGGCGACGCAGCAGCGGGCGGCCGAGGAUGCUGGCUGGCAGGGGGUCUGGAGCGCAGCCACGCCGCCCCCGACAUCGAAAACGGGCACGAGCGGCGGGGUCGCGGUGCUGGCCCCCACCAGCAUCCAAUUGACGGGCCUCCCUGGGCGCGACUCGCACGCGCUGGUGCCUGGGCGGCUGGCCGCUGGGCAUGCACGAGCAGGGCCCCAAGAAGGAGUGAUGGUGCUGAGCGUGUACCUGCACGUCGGGGAGGGGCUCUCGGCGGACAACCUGGGCAUCAUAUGGCAGCUGGCCCAGUACCUCGGCGCGUUGGAGGCGGAGGGCUACCACUGGGUGGUCAUGGGAGACUGGAACAUGGAGGCGGGUGUCCUGGACUUCGGGUGGAUCCGCAAGGUGCGAGCGCAUAUUCGGGCACCCGGCGCCCCCACCUGCAGGCAGGGCAGCGGCUCUAAGAUCGACUACUUCGUCUUGUCCAAGAGCCUGGCUGGCUUUGUGGCGGCGCCGCCGCGGCUUGACAGCAGGGGUGCCAGCACGUGGUCCCGCUGGCCCGUCCACCUGCCCCUGCGGGCACUGAGAGCGGAGUCUCGGCAGCAGGUGCCGGAUGAGCCGAGAGCAGUUCCCAGGGAGCCCGCCAAGCCUGGCUGCGCCCGUGGCCCCUGGCGGUGGACGGAGGUGAUGCGAUGCGUCCAGGCCGCGCAGGACGAACAAGGCCUGCAGAUCAUCUGGGACCUGUUGCUGGAGGGGAUCGAGACGGAGAUCCUCGACAGGCGGGGCCUGGUGGGACCCGCGCGCCGCGCCUUCGCUGGGCGCGGCGCGCGGAGGGAGGCUGCAGGCCUGAGGUUGGAGAUGGCGCAGUGGGGGCCAACCAAGAGGCGGAAGCUGCGGGGGCCAGAGGCGCACGCCUGGACGGCGCUGGCUGGGUGGGCGUCCGAGCUCCUCAGCAAACGAGACCGCCUGGGCAAGCUGCUGGCAGCACUGGGCAGCCACAUGCAGGAGGAAGGCAGAAAGGCGGCCGCGGCGAGGGGCAAGUGCGUGAAGUCCAUCGCUGCCGCCCUGGCGCACCUCAAGAUGUCCCUGGCGGACAUCGAGGCAAUGGAGAAGCAGAGGAGGCUGGUCCAGGCCGACGAGGCACGCUGGAAGGAGUGGGUGGACGAGGCCUUCCUGGGCGGCGCGGGAGCGGCGCAUGCGACCUCCAAGGCACCUGCGCUCCAGGAGAUGCUGCCCGCACUGCGGAAGGAAGGCUCAGCGGCACUGGUGGACAGGGAGAUGAAGCCGUGGAUCGACAUCUGGAACUACCACGGCCUCACCAGCAUGGAACUCCCCCCUGAUGCGCAUACAUGGGACAAGUUGCCGCCGCUGAAGACGCACGACGUAAGGGAUGUGAUGCGCUCGUUCCCAUGGCGCACAGGGGUGGGCCAGUCGGGCAUUCCGCCGAGGGCGCUGGAGGAUCUCUCCGACGAGGCCUUGCACGCCAUGGUUGCGGUCUACCACAAGUGCGAGGAGCUCCUCGCGUGGCCGAGUGGCCGCCUCAUCAAUACCAUGGUGAGGCUGCCCAAGCCUGACGGGGGCUGCAGGCUGAUCGGCCUCAUGCCGACUUUGGUGCGAAUGUGGAGUCGUGCAGGAAGGCCGGUCACCAGGGACUGGGGGCUCGCCCAUCCUUCGGCCCUGGUUUGGGGCACGGGCCCUGGACGCUCGAGCUCCGACUCCGCGUACGAGCUGAACCUGGCCAAGGAACAGGCUCGCCUGAGCGGCUUGGACUCAGCCCAGGUGGCCCUCGACCUCUGGAAGGCCUACGAGCUGGUGGCGCCAGAGGCGCAGAUGGUGGAGGCACCUGCGCUGAGGUUCCCCAUGAGGCUGGUGUGGAUGCUGCUGAGCACCUAUCGGCAGCCAAGAACGCUGGCGGCGUUCAACACCACGUCGGACCUAUUCGUGGCCUGGCAAGGGAAUAUCGCAGGGUGCGGACGUGCCAACUCGCUGCUGAUGGUACUCGCGCUCCGCGCGCUGCAGAGAGCGCACGCCAUUGCGCCGUCCGUGACACGGCGUGGCCUGGUGGACGCCGCAACCCUGGACUGGAGUGGGCCACGGGGCGUGUCCGACAACAGCCUGUCCGAGGCGCUCAAGAGCUUCUCGUCGAGCAUGGUGGAGCUCAAGCUAGUCAUGCAGCCGCAGAAGUCGGGGCGCCUGGCCUCCUCCAGACUGAGGGCGCGGCUGAUGGCGCCCUCCAUGCGGCGCGCGGGCCUCGCGGAGAAGUUCUGGGCGCGCAACCUAGGGCACGAGCUCCACGGGCCCUCGCGGCCAGGCGCAGCCGAGUGGCCAUGCAGGCGGGCAGCUGGAAGGCGCGCAGCGGCGCUGGUAACCACGGGCCUGUCCCCGCUGGCUGGCCAUGGCGCGGGCGUGGCAGGCCUGGCGGAUCGGCCGCUGGCACAGCUGAGGACGGUGGCGGCGGCCACGGCGGGUGUCAAGGCGGGCUGUGGCACCGCCGCAGUCAUGCUGCUGCAGCGGCGUGUUCACUACGACCCGAUCUACGCAGCCACCAUCCCGCUGGUGACGCGCCUGGCCAGCCGCAUCUGGGAGGACCGAGGAUCCCUGGCCAGCCUGAGCGCCAGCUGGGGUAAACUGUCGGAGGCGGCGAGGGCGGGCGCUCUGUCCUGGGCGUCGGUGCAAGGACCGCUCGGGGCCACGUGGCUUGCGCUCGGCCGCAUCGGCUGGUCGACGACAGCGGCGCGGGCGCUGCAGACCGACCUGGGCGAGACGCUGUCCAUGCUGAGGGUGGCCCCGCGGGACAUCAAGGAUGCGCUGGUGGAGGGCAUCCAGCGCUGGCAGCGCAGGCGGCUGGUAGCCCACCUGCCCGAGGGCCAGGGCGAGACCCUCUGGCCGAGGGCAGUCCGCGCUGUGGCGUGCAAGGCGACGCCCGCGGCGGAGCUGGGGGCCAUCCAAGCGGUCUGGGCAGGAGGGCACUUCACCAACGCCUGGAGAUGCGCCAGAGGAUACGCCGACUCCGACAUGUGCCAAGCCUGCGGAGGAGCCAAGGACACGCUCAUGCACAGGCGGUGCGCGCACCCUGUCCUCAUGGCACCGCAGGGCGAAGAGUUGGAGCAGGAGGAGCCGUUCCGCAAGCCGAUCGCGGGGAUGCGCCGCCAGCUAGAGGAGGCCGAGCAGAAGUGGACCAUCGGGGACAGGGAGCUGCCGCUGUCGCACGGCCUGCCGCUGCUGCCUGCGACGCCGCCGCCUGCGCCGUCGGACAACGUGGUCCUGGAGUGGGGCGCCGCGCAGGAGGGCUGGCCGUCGGUGGUGUACACGGACGCGUGCCUAGUGCCCCUGCUGCAGGCGGGCUCCGUCCAAGUCAUCGUCAGCGACCUGCAGGCCCUGGUCACGGAGGGCAACGACUGGCACGAGUGCCAGGUCAUCUGCUCGUGCGGCGUGCAAUGCGCGCACUGCGGGAGGGAGGCCUACGCGGCGAAGGGGCGGGCGCUGCCGGACUGCAGGCCCUGCCAUCCUACGGAGCUGGGCAGGAUGCGGGCCCGCUGCAACCAGGGGCGGCCACUGGCGAGUUCAGCAGCUGUCAAUGCGAGCCUACAGGCGGCUGAGCGGCUGGAGGAGGAGGAACUCCUGCCUGCGAGCGGGGCGCACACCACGGCAGAGGACCAGAAGCGGGCGUUGCAGCGGAAGGUCGACUACCUGCUGGAGGCGGCCAAGGGUGCCCCUGCUGCGAGGCCUGCCGGCACGGAGGCAUCUGGACCGCCAUCGGCGCGGUGGUCGCAGCGACCCGCUCCUCGACCAUACCGAGGCUGCGAGCAGGGCGGCGCCGCGGGACGCGUGGGCUUGGCGAGGCCGCAGGAAGGCAACGACCUCUUCGCCAUCGAAGCGUGGGGCCGCGCUGGCCCGCUGGAGGCCGCCUUGGGCAUGCUGGCCAGCUCUUGGAUCGUCGACCUGAUGGGCCAGAGCCUGGCCUACGCGUCCUGGAUGAAGGAGUGUGUAGAGUACGUGUGCAGGCUGCUGGACGAGGAGGUCUAUCGCGGUUUCUUCGCGCACAACAGCGACGAGAUGCGCGGCGCGGAGAGGCUGAGGCGGGCCGAGGAGUUCUGUGAGAGAGGCCGGCGCGAUGGCGGGCCUUUCAGGGAGGCCCACGUCGACGAGGCGCUCCAGCUGGAGGGCGAGGCCAGGCAAGCCAAGCUCCAGCGGCUGAGGGGCUACCACGCUGCGGCGCGCGCCUUCCUGUGCGAUCGUGGGAGCGCGCGGCGCGCUGGGGGCAGACGUGGGCCCCUCUACUUCACCUUCUUCGAGCCCGCGGGCAGAGCAUAUGGGGAUGGCGGCUGGCGGCAGAGUGGCGCGGCCCAGCGGCGAGGACGCUCGAGGUCUCGGACGAGCGGCCGUGCCAGCCAGUCGCAGGGCCCGGCGGGGGGCCGAGCCGAGCCGCAGAGGCCUGCGCUGCCGCGGCCAAGAAGCGACGCGGAGGGCCCACAGCGGCCAGUGGACCCGCGCGCCGCCCACGCCCAGCGGCGCAGGCGCAGUGCGAGGCGGUCGGCCAGCAGGCCCCGCUCUCCGCGCGCGCGGGGCCAGCCCGCGGGCCACGCCGAGGACGGGCGCAACGGCAGCCCCGACCCCGACGCGGCGAUCGGCCUAGAGGUGCCUCGCAGCAUGCUGAGGGCCUUCGCGGGCUGCUGGGCGUUCGACCUGCGCGACUCGGAGGCCGCGGGGGGCUCCUGGAUGGCCUGGGCGGCGCAGUGCGCCCUCGCCUGGCUGGCCAGGCCCGACAAUGAGGACACGAGGGCGGCGGCCGCGAGGCGUGCAGGCUCCAUAGGCUUGCGAGCGCUGGCCCAGGCGAUGGCCAGGAAAGCGUGGCACUUGAAAGCGGAAGUGCGGCGCAUCACAGUGGGGCACCUGAUGAGCCUGGAGACCCUAGAGGACUGGCUGCACGUGGCUGCCCUGCAGUGGGCCACACUGAACGACGUCUGCUGCACCAUGGAGGGCGUCAUCGGCGAGGCGGGGGCCAACCUGCCCGCGCUGCCUGGCUUCGCUGGCGCCCUGCCUGGCCUGGGCCGCGCUGGCUCCAACGAGCAGCCGCCCCGCCGAGCCGGCCUGCCGCGGCCCCUGGGCCUUCGCGGCCGAGGGAUUGAAGCACUGCGGCGGCCGUGGCCAGGCACUUGGUUCAACCAGCAGCUGCCGAUGGCGCGCGCGACGCAGGGCGGGCUAAGGGCCCUGGGCAGCGACAGCGACGGAGAGGACGACUGGCCGCACCCAGAGGUGCUGCUCAGGGACUGCGUGGCGAGGCCGCUGCCGAGGGUGGCGGCGGCCCUGCGCUGGGGCACGGAGGAGGCGAAGCUGCGGCUGCCCGCGGGGCAGGGGGUGCAGCUCGCAGAGGUGCACUUGGGGCACGGCAUGCGCACGGCGGGCCAGUACGCCUUCUGCUGCAAGUGCGGGGUCUUCGCGCAGCUGAAGGGCGUGGAUCGGGCCAAGGGCCUGAAGGCGGAGUGCGGCGGCCGCCUGCCGCUCGGGCCGCAGGCCACGGCUGGCGAGAAAAAGAAGAGGCUCUACCUGGGCCGCUUGCUGAGCGGGAAGGAUCCGUGCACGGGGCGGCCGCUCGGGUGA